Messenger RNA from Thelazia callipaeda (thelaziosis nematode), 420 nucleotides. The record is from the annotation of a GenBank genome assembly. NCBI's taxonomy places the organism in Eukaryota, Metazoa, Nematoda, Chromadorea, Rhabditida, Thelaziidae.
AUGCUUGCCACUUCCAUCAAUUUAGACAAUCGCUGUUCGCCAAAUGAAGAGUAUAUCCGAUGUGGCACAUGUGAAGGAACGUGCGUGAAACCAUUUGUGAUAUGUAGCAAAGAAUGUAAGCCAGCUGGUUGUUAUUGUAAAAGUAGUAAAAAAUUUGUUCGAGGACCAUUUGGCUUGUGUAUGUUAUUCAAAUACUGUCCAAAUUAUUAUAGUAACAAAACUAUUCAUUCACCAUUUUCAUACUUUCGUCCACAUUUUGAAUCUGAAAUUGAUUAUUUAGUUGUUUGGUUUUGUGCAAAUUUUUUACAAAGUAAAAUUCCAGAAAAAUUUAUUUUAAUUGCUAAAAGCUACUACAAUUACUGCCAAAAGAUGGAAGAGUUAAUGAAUACAUUGAUUAGUUAUAAUUUAAUGAACAAUUAG